AUGGCAGCCCCGGCGUCGUCGUCGACGACGACGUCUGGGUCGCCGGCCACUACCGCCGGCGGCGGGCGGCGGCCGUACCGGUCGCGGUUCGGCGACACGACGCUGAUGAAGGUGUUCGUGGGCGGGCUGGCGUGGGAGACGCCCUCGGAGGGGCUCCGGCAGCACUUCGAGCGGUACGGCGACAUCCUGGAGGCCGUCGUCAUCACGGACCGCCUCACCGGCCGCUCCAAGGGCUACGGAUUCGUGACGUUCCGGGAGCCGGAGGCGGCGCGGCGCGCGGUGCAGGACCCGAACCCGACGAUCGCCGGGCGGCGCGCCAACUGCAACAUAGCCUCGCUGGGCCCGCCGCCGCGGCCCGCCCAGCAGCCUCGAGGCAGGGGUCCCUACGCGGGACAGGGACCCCACUUGCAGGUCCCGCAAUUCAUCCCCGGGGCGCCGGCCUCUCCCCAGAUGAUGCCCCAGCAGCAGCACGGUGGUGGCCUAGCUGCUAUCUACCCGUCUCAGUUUGGGUACUGGUACCCUCCUGACUUUCAAUACCAACAGGCCCUCGCCAAUCCUCAAGUGCUGCAGAACUACUACGCUCAGCUCUAUGGUCUGACCUCGCCUACGGCGGCGGCAGCCUACCACCAGUACCUCGGGUACGUGGCGCAUCCGCCUCCAACGCCACCAAGGGCGAUACUGCCACCGCCGGCGGCGGCGGCACAGCAGGUCGCCGUGCAACCGUUGGUGCAGCAUCCGCCGCCGGCACAGCAGGUCACGGUGCAACAACCACUGCUGCAGCAUCCACCGGUACAGAUCCAGGCUUCUUUCUUUCCGGCUCCGUCGCUUUCGCACAACUUCAGGCUCCAGCUGCCGCCGCCGCCUCAAGCUAUGCCAGUGUUGCCUCGCAACACAACAGAAUCGCUGCCUGCUGAUCAGGCCGCCGCCUCUGCAGUGCGUGCGACAAAUGCGAGCAGCAUUACAUUACUGCCAUUCACAAGUAUUAUGCACCAAGAUGUGAAGCCCCAUAAUGUUAUGAUAGAUCAUGAGCUUCGGAAACUCCGGCUGAUAGAUUGGGGCCUUGCUGAAUUCUAUUAUCCUGGCAAGGAAUAUAAUGUCCGUGUUGCCUCCAGCUGCCCAUAUGGACAUAUGGAAAGUAUAGUUAAGAUGAAAGUACAGAAAUGGUCCAUGAUGCUUACUAUUCUCGACUAUAUCUUGCAAAGGUAA
Molecule: messenger RNA, 1206 nt
Organism: Miscanthus lutarioriparius
Lineage: Eukaryota; Viridiplantae; Streptophyta; Magnoliopsida; Poales; Poaceae
Source: the annotation of a GenBank genome assembly